Molecule: messenger RNA, 2157 nt
Organism: Phytophthora nicotianae INRA-310
Lineage: Eukaryota; Oomycota; Peronosporomycetes; Peronosporales; Peronosporaceae
Exons: 5
Coding region: 1-2157 (718 amino acids)
Source: RefSeq, a predicted model, not a curated record
AUGUUCUCUCUGCCAGACCUCAGCAUCGAUGCCAACGUCGUCUAUGGCCCCAAGUUCGGCAAUAUCGGCUAUUCGGUGACCAAGUCGGCUCCGGCGGUGUCGCUUACCACGAUGUCGAGCGCCAAAGCUCCAGCGCCAGCUUUUAAUCCAUCAGCAAGCUCCAGCGCGAUUGCGGCUAUACCAUUGCACCUUCCAGCUCCGCGCCUAUCUGAGAUCGAAGGCACCGCGCUGCAUGGGUUGCUGAUGGACGCUGUAGAAGAAACUUCGGAUCGGAUCGUGGCUGUUUUCGGCUCCCGCAUCACAGAGGCUGUACGAUGUCUUGUACAGUUGAUGAUCAACCCACCACAACCAGGAGACCCAGUUCGUAACCGUGCUAUUGCGGCCGCUGCUUUGGUCGACGAUCUAGCGGCCGCUGUAAGCAAUCCUGCGUCGUAUCCGCGAGAUCUCGCUGCCGAAAUUGGUGACCUGAAAGCGACGCUCACCGAUGCAAGGCUCGCCAAGUUGAUAGCGACACACUCGGUCGGCGAAAAGCAGCAGAAGCUAACUGAUCUGGAAACUCGGUUCAUGCAAUCUCGCGCCAACUGUUCGUCUCUCGAGCAAGCGCUAGCCGCAGAAACCAAGCAGCGCAUCACUGCAGAAGAGCAAAUUACCGCACUUGCCUCCGAGGUGAGGGUUCACGACGAAGUCGUCCUCAACAUCCAGAAGGCCCUUAAGGCUGCCAACGAAGCUCGAGCGUCGCAGUCCCGCAAAAUCAACCGUGACUGGCAGUUGUAUCAGAAGAACCCGCGGAUCUACGCUGACAGGCUCGAGCGCUUUCACAGGUACCUCACUGAACGCGGGCAGAGCGUGGAGAAUUUCGACCAGAAAAUCAAGAGGAAAAUCUUGAAGGACGAGUUGAGAAAGGUUCUCCUCGUCAACAAAUAUCUUCGCAAGUUCGUCAACGACCGCGACCUCGACCCAGAUGCUUUAUUGCUGUUUGCUGAAGCCGCUCAGAGUUCGUCGCCUAAGGCCAAGACUACAUCUCAACCUGCGCUUAAUCGUUCGAGAAGCUCGUCAUCCGUGGCUUCUACUGUGGAUAUAUCGCCAUCUUCGCCUGAGAUAUCGUCUGCGGCAUCUCCAGGUCCCAAUUCAGCUCCAGAUUCGUCACAGAACACAGACAACCUGGAUUCUACGCUGCGGUGGUCUCCUAUGGCGCCGAGAUCUCGCUCCACACGCACGGCGGCGGCGAUAUCACGAUGGGUGACUUCUCAAGUCAUUGCUCAGGAAUCUGACAAGAGCUCCGUCUUCAUCGGGGCUCCUGGCCAGACACCCCCAGCGAGCCCUCGCGGAGCCUCCGAUGAUGAACACGAAGAGUCGAAGGAAAACGAGUUGCCAUCUGGUUUGCAACUGCAAGCUCUUGAAGACACGUCAAGUACCGGCGUCUCGUCACGCACCAGGUCCGCUUAUCGUCCGAUACCCAUGUCGGCUCUGGGUCCUUCGCAUUCAGCACCGCCUCCGGCUCCUGUACAAACCAGCGUCGAACCCGUUGGGGGUGAGGACUGCACGGCGUGGAGUGAAGCCACACGUCGUACUCAUGGAAGCACUGGCCGCCGCUCACGCUCAGCACCAGUGGUGGUGAAGCUCCCCGCUCCAAUUGAAGGCUGGCAGCCUCUCAUGCAGCCGUCUAAGAAGAUUCCGGCCAAGGUGCAGCGCUACCUCAAGCCCAACUUCCAGAGGAAGGGCGCACUGAGAUGCUGGAAUCUUGUGCAUUCCUUCCGCACGCCGCUGCCAGUUGUAAAAGGACUAGUGGCUGCAUGUUCGGUCGAAGGAAUCCGGGCUUUCGCUGACUGGACGAAGACUGAACACCCAUGGCGCAUCGUCGACAAGAUGUUUCCGGACGUUGCCAACUCGUUUGACGAAAGCGACGUCGGGUGGGAGCGAGGCCACUGGGUUGUUCAAUCGGAGAUUGAGGCCACUGUCAGACGUCUUGCAAAAACCCACGGUGACAGUUCGAGCACCGUCAGAGAUGUGACUCGAGCUAUGGAUGCCUACUUGUCUGAUCGCAACCGUCGUGCCGACAAAUUUCAGGUCGCUGCGCUGGAUGAACGCGAGCCAUGGCGCAACUGUUGGAUCGACGUUCCCAACGAGCACCCAUUCGACGUGCAACGUCAGCACUGA